Molecule: messenger RNA, 1128 nt
Organism: Radiomyces spectabilis
Lineage: Eukaryota; Fungi; Mucoromycota; Mucoromycetes; Mucorales; Radiomycetaceae
Exons: 4
Coding region: 1-1128 (375 amino acids)
Source: RefSeq, a predicted model, not a curated record
AUGUCAGCUUAUUUGAAGCCAUCUAGUUUGAAGCGAAAGCAACAAUUCGCUUCACGGUCGACCCCUACUGUCCAUCGUAUUCCUCCUUAUCAGCAUCCUCAAAUGAGCUACAGUGCCGAGUACUUGGCGACACCAUCUGAUCGGCCGUCGUAUGAUCGCAUCAUCGAUCACACUCGGGCUCGAUCAUGGUUAGGAUACGACAUCCAGGUGUACAACGACGAUCUAUCCUCCUCCUCCUCCGGUCCAGCCACUAUCGAUCGACGCGAUCUGUCGCAAGGUUUAAAACUGGUCUCUAUUGCUGCCGAUGAAUACGACAGCGGCAACGAAAAAGUGGCGUUGGAUAUCUACCUCACCGGCCUAGACAAGAUUGUCAUGGCUUUACCGAACAAAACAGACUCUGCCACGAAAAUGGCGCUUUAUCAGAAAUUAUUAAGCGUGGAAAAACGCAUAGGAAUACAUCCCAUGGCCUCUGCCUGUGCCGAUAAGCUUGGUGGCUCGCCCUCCUCGGAGAACACAGAGAUGGAAGCGACCAAGGAGCCCAAUCCAACCAUGUGGGUUUUACCAUCGAACCUGAAAGAUAAAGUCAGUACCAUGUUUGCAAUUUCAUCGACAGUGUUGUCCUCCUCUGUUCCGACGCCUUUGCCACCUUUGACGUCGUCUUCCCUGGAACCCCUGUCCGCGGAAGGGGAGCCGGCAGAGCUCGGCAAAGAAGACCACAUGACCCGGUUCAAAGCCUUUAGUCAAUACUUCAUCAACCUUGUUGUCGCAUGGGCCGUCAUAAUUAAACAAUCCCCCAUCCCUGAUAUGUUGUACUUCGUUUUCGGCUAUUUCAUGCAUUUGCUUUGGUGGAUGAAUUUGCAGUAUCACGUUGUUGAACGCAUGCAAGAAUUCGGAAUCCAUUGCAUGAAAUUGGCCCUCAAAGCGGACGAGCAGUAUCAGUUGCACGAAUUGCUGUCCGAAGCCAUCUACACAUGCUUUGCAGCCAUAUUGAAAGCCGUGGUGGCUUUUAAAGAAACUCCCGGAUACCAGCAACGCCGAGCCAAAUCCUCAUGGUCAUCCAAUGCCACCACCUCCGCCCCACGACCGCCACGAUGGCGUCGACUGUCUUAUAAUAUGGCCGCCUUUUAA